AUUUUCAAAUAUAUUUUGCCUGCAUUUUUUGUCUAUUUAUUUCCCAAUUAAUUUCUUAGAAUACAAAAUCCACUUCUGCCCUAAUUUCGGAACCACUCCCCCUUUCAGCCGGUAAUGGCAACCAUUGAAAUGAAUCAACUCUCUACGCAGUUAGUAUCUCUGCUUCCGCUCGCCGUUCAGUUAUGGAGGCUUUAACUUCAAUCCCUAGUUUCAAUUCGAUCCUCAAAUUGAUCAAUUAGGCCAAUUUCAAACCUUCGAUUUCUACUCGUAAAGAUACGCACGGAUCUAAUUACCCUAAUUACUCUGUACCCUGAUUCCAAACCGCAAUCCCCAGUUAGGAAUUUGAAGACUUGUUUUUUUUUUUUUUUAAAUUAAUCUCAAAUAUGGGGAAUUGUUUGGGGAUUCAGUUCAUUAAAUUGAAACAAGGUGCAAGAACAGGUUUAAAGCUUUUAUGGAAAGACAAGGAAAAUGUUGCUGUUGAGAUUGAUGAUUCUGCUGAGGAACACACAGUUUAUGUGUCAGAUGAUUCCAGUAAUGAAGAUUGGUUAAUUGUGAGUAAGUCUAAUGAAGGAUAUAGGCCUUUGAAAAAUUCCCAGGAAUCGAAGAAGAAGAAGAAAGGACAUCGAAUUACGAAGGAUGCGGUUGAGGAAUGUUUUGCGCCUCUCACCGACGAAGAAGAGGCUUUGGUUUCUCGAGCAUUGUCGUACUCCGAUAGGAGAGAAGUUUUGGUGAGUCAUCCGAAUUGUAAUAUUGAUAUUACGGGAGAGAAUCUGAUGUGUUUGAGCCCGGGUGGAUGGCUUAACGAUGACGUCAUUAAUUUGUAUCUCGUAUUGUUGAAAGAAAGGGAAGAAAGAGAAAGCCAUAAGUUCUUGAAAUGCCACUUCUUUAACACUUUCUUUUAUAAGAAGCUAAUUAGUGGUGGAGGCUAUAACUUCCAAUCUGUUAGAAAAUGGACUACACAGAAAAAGCUCGGAUACAGCCUUUUAGAUUGUGAGAAAAUUUUUGUGCCUAUCCACCAAGGCGCACACUGGUGUCUGGCUAUCAUCAAUAAGAAGGAUAAAAAGUUCGAGUAUCUUGAUUCACUCAAAGGAUUUGAUAUACAAGUUCUGCAUGUACUGGCUAAGUACUACGUUGAUGAGGUAAAGGACAAGAAUAAAGAAGACGUUGAUAUUACUUCUUGGAAGGCAGAAUUCGUCACUGAACAUCCCGAGCAAGAAAAUGGGUUCGACUGUGGCAUGUUCAUGAUCAAGUAUGUUGACUUUUACAGCAGGGACGUUGGACUAUGUUUUGACCAGAGGGACAUGCCGUAUUUUAGGCGGAGGACUGCGAAGGAGAUUUUGAAGUUGAGAGCAGAGUGAUGAAUGCAAUAGAUUUUUUGUUUAAAUAUUUCUGUAAUUGAGAAUAGAGAUUUAAUUAUAUAUCUAUAUAUUUUUGUAAAUUGAAGCAAUGCAGAGAAAGUGAAGCAAAUGUAAAUUAAAGACCAAAAACUUAAUUUCUAUCUCAAUAAUUUUGUUUAGGGUAAA
Messenger RNA from Erythranthe guttata (spotted monkey flower), 1523 nucleotides. RefSeq names its product ubiquitin-like-specific protease ESD4. NCBI's taxonomy places the organism in Eukaryota, Viridiplantae, Streptophyta, Magnoliopsida, Lamiales, Phrymaceae. Gene Ontology annotation, biological process: proteolysis; protein desumoylation. Gene Ontology annotation, cellular component: nucleus. Gene Ontology annotation, molecular function: deSUMOylase activity. The record is from RefSeq and is a predicted model, not a curated record.